Molecule: messenger RNA, 345 nt
Organism: Sclerotinia sclerotiorum 1980 UF-70
Lineage: Eukaryota; Fungi; Ascomycota; Leotiomycetes; Helotiales; Sclerotiniaceae
Exons: 2
Coding region: 1-345 (114 amino acids)
Source: RefSeq, a predicted model, not a curated record
AUGUAUUUGGUUGUACAGCAGCAUUUACCGAGGUUACUUAGCUUAGUACUUGUAAAUGAACCUUAUUUGUGCCGACCACGGCCAAGUCAAGCCACUCACGUAUAUUCCUCGCUGUCCUCCUUGAAAACUCAUGGGAUUCAUGGGCAUUUUCCUCUUGUGUUGUGUUACGGAAUACCGUUGUACAGAGAGAAGGAGAGAGAGCACAAAGGCACCAAGAAAAACUCUACAGAGUAUGACAUAAAUCAGUUCAAACUACCAAGGACUGUACUCCAGGACAGUGGCACAAUAAUACAGAUGACACGAGUGACACGAACCCAUUUCUUAGAAAUCCGAGUUUCAGUCUGA